Molecule: messenger RNA, 4776 nt
Organism: Lichtheimia ornata
Lineage: Eukaryota; Fungi; Mucoromycota; Mucoromycetes; Mucorales; Lichtheimiaceae
Exons: 8
Coding region: 1-4776 (1591 amino acids)
Biological process (GO): transmembrane transport
Cellular component (GO): fungal-type vacuole membrane; fungal-type vacuole
Molecular function (GO): ATP hydrolysis activity; ATP binding; ABC-type peptide transporter activity
Source: RefSeq, a predicted model, not a curated record
AUGGGCGAUUGUAGUUUAUCCACACCUUGGGUGGCGGACGAUUUUACGCCUUGCUUUCGAGAAGCCAUUGUCGAUAGUUUGAUUCCCAUUGCGUUAUUGUCAUGGUCCAUUGUCGCCGUUGGUUGGGCUUAUGUGCGCAAUCGUCGUGCAUCGUCGUCGAUCUAUAUGCCAUUGAAGAGCAAUGCUCCUGGAUACACUAGUUAUGGUGCAGCCAAUAUACCACAGCAGCAGAGUGACGACAAUGAUAGUGGAGAUGAUACAUCUUCUUCCUCUGAUCGUACGCUUACACCGGCUUAUGAAGAAAGCGCAGCACGAUGGACAACCUACAAUGUAUCUCGAGUGAUCGUCUCUGCAGUGCAAUUGGGCGUCUAUUUGAAUGCAUUGUCCCUGGUACUCGGCAAUAAUUAUGAUAUCGAUCCAUCCGUGGAAGGCACAAGCUCUGAUCUUACACUUGCACUUGGUGGCAAUACCAUUUUCUGGGCUAUCGCAUUAUUGCUUGCUGGCGUCAAUAUCAUCUUAUCGGGUUCAAGCAAACGCCCUGUUGCAUCAGAGAUUUGCAAGCAGCUCAAUUUCCUCUACACGGCUCAUUUCCUUAUCAAUUGUAUCGACCUAAGAUCGUUCUAUGUGCAACAUUACACAGACAUUGUAUCCCCAGGCUACGUGCGCGCUAUUACGACUGCAUGCAUUACGUUUGCUCUACUCGUCAUCGUUAUCAAUGAAGCACGUCACACUCCUCGACAAACUGUCAUUGCUGAUACCGGGCGUGUCAUGUCGGGAGAGAAUUGGGCAUCCAUCUACUCGCAAUACUUCUUUUGCUGGGUGCAUGAUAUGAUGAAGGAAGGCUAUCGUCGUACGUUGAAUGAGGAUGACUUGUACGAAUUGGUGCCUGAAAACCGAGCCAAGAGUAUCCUUGCAAGCUAUCGAUCCAACAAGUCGCAUUCGCUUUUGUGGGGCAUUUUCAAGACUUUCAAACAGCCAUUGAUGGCUCAAUUCCUAUACUGCUCAGUGUGGAAUAUUGGCAUGUUUGGACCUCCUCUUUUCCUCAACAAGAUUGUAAAGUACAUUGAGAAUCCGAAUUCAACCGAGCCAGCAUCAACAGCCUUUGUCUAUGUCUUGUUAUUGUUCAUCACGGGUGCCGUUCAGACACUUGCAGUUCAGCAAGCCCUCUACAUUGGACGUACUUUGGGUAUUCGUAUUCAAGCCAUUGUCAUUGGUGAAGUCUUUAGCAAAUCCCUAAGACGACGUGAUAAUUCUUCAUCGAUGAAGGAAGAGGAUGGACCCAAAAAGGAGGAGGAUGAUCAAAAGGAUGAUACCAAGGCCAAUGUGAACAAUUUGCUUUCUGUGGAUGCCCAAAAGCUUGGCGAGUUCAUUGCAUACAUCUUCUAUGUCUACUCGUACCCGAUCCAGAUUGUGGUCAGCAUUGCAUGCUUGUACCAGUUACUCGGUGUUGCAGCAUUAUGGGGUGUUUUGGUGAUGAUCUUGACUCAACCCGCUACGUUCUUUAUUGGUCGUCGUUUCCAAACGGCUCAACGUGCCGUCAUGUCUGCCACGGAUAAUCGACUCAAGAUGGUGAAUGAAUUGCUUUCUGCUAUUCGCAUUGUCAAGUUUUUUGCGUGGGAAAAGGAAUUCCGUAAACGGGUCUUGGAUGCUCGUGAUGUGGAACUCAAGGCGAUCCGUGCGCGUUUGUUUAUGUUUAUGCACAUGCUCAAUGCUUGGUUCAUGAUCCCUAUCCUUAUCAUGGUGACCGUCUUUUACGUUUACACGCGCACGUAUGAGUUAACGGCAUCAACGGCAUUCACUGCAUUGGCACUCUUCAACACAUUCCGUGCCGCUUUGGAUGAAUUCCCAAUGCUCAUUUCGCAAAUCCUUCAAGCCAAUGUCUCCGCCAAACGUAUCGACAACUUUUUGGAUGAGGAUGAAGUGGAUAUCCAUGCAACGGAUGCUGAAGCUGCUGCUGAUGGUGUUCAAAUUGGCUUUGUUGGCAAUGCUACCUUUAGCUGGGAUAAGCCCGAGUUAGGAAACAAUGCUUACGAAAAGGCAUCCAUCAAGGAUCUCAAUCUUUCUUUCCCACGCAACAAGCUUUCCAUUGUAUGUGGUCCCACAGGCUCCGGUAAAACCACUCUCUUGGCAAGUCUUUUAGGUGAAACCUACACCGUGUGUGGUAGUGCUCGUCUUACACGCACCAUCCCCAAUCGUCACAGCCCACUCGGUGGUGCCGUAUCCGGUGUUGCUUACGUGGCACAAACCGCUUGGCUUCAAAAUUGCAGCAUUCGUGACAAUAUUCUCUUUGGCUUGCCUUAUGAUGAAGAUCGUUACCUUCAGGUGCUUUAUAUGACCGCUCUUACUAAGGAUUUGGAGAUCCUCGAGUUUGGCGAUUCAACUGAAGUGGGUGAAAAGGGUAUCACCUUGAGUGGUGGUCAAAAGCAAAGAGUGGCUAUUGCUCGUGCUGUAUACUCGCAGGCUGAUACUGUUGUUUUGGAUGAUUGCUUGAGUGCUGUGGAUGCUCAUACAGCCAAACAUCUCUAUGAACAUUGCAUUACGGGUGACCUCAUGCGUGGCCGUACCAUUAUUUUGGUGACCCAUCAUGUUGGAUUGUGUAUCAAAGGUGCCUCAUAUGUGGUUGCACUAAAGGAUGGACGUGUUGCUGGUGCUGGUGAACCCCAAGCUGUGAUGCGAAGCGGUGUAUUGGGUGAAGAGCUCGCACGUGUUAGUGAAGAGCUUGCUGAAGCUGAAGAAUGCGCUGCUACCGAUGGACCUGUUCCUGUUGUUCCAAAGACAUUGAAAAAGUCUCAGCCUGAUGGCACUGGCAAAUUGACCCAAGAAGAAGUUCGUGCCGAGGGUGGCGUGACAUGGUCUGUUUAUGAAACCUACAUUCGUGCGUCUGGUGGAUACAUGUUUUGGGUAUUGGUCAUGUUCCUUUUCUGCUUGGCACAAGCUACCGUCCUCGGCCAAGAUUACUGGAUCAAGAUUUGGGCAGGCGCUUAUGCUGAAUCUCACCACAACAAUGAUGAUGCCAAUGGUACUACUACAGUGGGUUCGUUUGGUAUGGUCCACCUUGCUUCUGGUGAACCAGGUGCUUUCUCGAUCCAAUACAUCCAAUCGUACAACAACAAUGCGCCCCUACUUGAUUCCCAACAACGUGAUCAAAUUGAUAUCAAGUAUUACCUCGGCGUUUACUUUUUGAUUGGUCUCAUUGCUUUGGUUGUUACUUCAGCACGCUCGCUUAUCCUUUUCACUGGUUCUAUUCGCGCUUCUCGACGUUUGCAUGAACAAUUGCUUAAUCGUAUUCUUCGUGCCAAGGUGCGAUUUUUCGAUUCAACGCCUUUGGGUCGUAUUGUCAAUCGUUUCUCUUCUGAUAUGGGCACUGUGGAUCAAGACAUCUCGCCUUUGCUUUCGUUUUUGGUGUACUCGAUUGUGGCCACAUUGUGUGUGGUCAUUCUUAUCUCUACGGUGAUUCCUGGAUUUAUUAUUCCUGGCAUAUUGAUUGCAGCCAUGUAUUGGUUCAUUGGCGUAUACUACUUGGCUACUUCUCGUGAUAUGAAGCGGUUGAACUCCGUUUCACGUAGUCCCAUUUAUGUGCAAUUCAACGAAAGCGUCAACGGCGUGGUGACGAUUCGUGCAUUUGGUGCUCAAUUCCGAUUUUUGGCUGAGAAUCAUAAGCGUAUCGACAACAACAAUCGACCUUUCUUAUGGAUGUGGGCUACCAAUCGUUGGUUGCAUGCACGUGUUGAAGUCCUUGGUGCCUUUGUUGGCUUUGUCACUGGAUUGGUGCUUAUCAUGUCACGUGGAUGGGUGGAUGCUGGUCUUGCGGGAUUGUGUCUCAGCUAUUCGCUUACAUUUACUCAUCACGUCUUGUGGGUGGUGCGUACCUAUGCUAUGAAUGAGAUGAACAUGAAUGCCAUUGAACGUGUACAUGAGUAUUUGGAUAUUGAAGAAGAACCCCCUGUACAUAUUCCAGCCACAUGUCCUCCUCACAGCUGGCCCGAAACAGGUGCUAUCCAAGUCCGUGAUCUCGAAAUGCGAUAUACAUCCGAUGGUCCUGCCGUGUUACGCAACAUUAGCUUUGAGACGCGUCCACGUGAAAAAGUGGGUAUUGUUGGACGUACUGGUAGUGGCAAGUCUACCUUGACCUUGUCUCUUUUCCGAUUCAUGGAGCCUAGUGCUGGUCAAAUCAUUGUGGAUGGUGUUGAUAUCGGCAAGAUUGGUCUUGAAGAUUUGAGAUCACGUCUUACUAUUAUUCCCCAAGACCCAGUUUUAUUCUCUGGUACUUUGCGUACCAACCUGGAUCCUUUCAGUCAGCACGAUGAUGCCGAGUUAUGGGCAGCCUUGAAGCAAUCCCAUCUUAUCGACAAUGCCAGUGAAGAACAACAAAUCACCUUGGAUUCACCUGUACUUGAGAAUGGCAGCAAUUGGUCACAAGGUCAACGUCAGCUGAUUGCUUUGGCCCGUGCACUUGUCAAACGCUCCAAGCUUAUUAUCCUUGACGAGGCUACAUCAUCCGUUGAUUUUGACACGGAUCAUCAAAUCCAACAAACGAUUCGUGCCGAGUUUGGCGAAUCCUCCUUAUUGUGUAUCGCUCAUCGUAUUCGUACAGUGGCUGAUUAUGAUCGUAUCCUUGUACUUGAUCAAGGCCAAAUCAUGGAGUUUGAUACACCUUACAACCUCAUGCAUCGCGACAAUGGCAUCUUCAAACAAAUGUGCGAGCGUAGUGGCGAGUUUAAUGAAUUACUGGCCAUUGCCACCUCCAAACAUCUCAAAACCGCAAACACGCAUUAG